Molecule: messenger RNA, 2913 nt
Organism: Fusarium venenatum
Lineage: Eukaryota; Fungi; Ascomycota; Sordariomycetes; Hypocreales; Nectriaceae
Biological process (GO): peptidyl-serine phosphorylation
Molecular function (GO): protein serine/threonine kinase activity; ATP binding
Source: RefSeq, a predicted model, not a curated record
AUGGCUCAGGCCGGCGUAAUACCGUCCGAGCCAUCGCAACCACUUCACACACCAACGGCCCUAUCCGGUCCCCAUGGCUUCUUUCGAAAGCUCUUUGGCAGGCAGAGUGGGAACGGAGCUCCAUCAAAACCUGUAGAGCAACCCAAAGACAUUCAGCAUGAAGACGAAUCAACUGACACCAACAAGGGCGGGCUGAUUAGUCGAAUGUCUCGAAGGGUUGUACCAGGAUUACCUCGAGCGCAGACGUUCAAGCGCCAAAUAUCAGAAAGGAGGACUAAUCUAUCACCGAUCCAACCAACGCCAGACGAGAGACGAGCCGUUUCUAUGGACAGACGCUCUAAUAGAGCACGGAGUUCAUCAGCCCAACCCGCAAUCAACCCCCGUCUUAGCGCCCCAAGCUUUCUUGCUUCUCCCCUGGACGAAACCCCACGAUUUGUUCCUUCAAUAUCCGUCGAUAACGUGGUAGAUGUAGCUUCCCAAGACUCUACCGCAGAGUCUUUGCACAGGGAUGACGACGUUACACUUGCCGAUGACUGCCCAGCACAGGACAGUCUUUCUACUGCAGAUACUCAUUCUAUAUCGGCAUCGCAGUAUGAAGCCCUCAUCCAUGAAGAGCUCGAAAAGACUUGGAUCUUGAAUCUCAGCAUGCAUUUCCGUGAUCGAUCAAGACGGGAGAAAUUCUUUGUCACAUAUCGUGAACGCGAUCAUCUCUGGCGGCGUGUGACGAUCUCACUGGAUUACCGAGAUGCGCCCCCAAAUUCACUGGAGAUGGAUCUGAUCCACACACAUUUCCAACGAGAAAAAAGUGCAAAGAUUUACGAGGCCAUCCGAGAAAGCUUGCGGGACAUUCAGUUUUACGACACUGUAACAAACCUGAAGCUUCAGACCACUGACGGAAGGCUUCAUGUCCACGUGGUUGAGGACGGAAAUGAAAUCAUCCAAUACCCAACUGUUGCUCAGAUCAAGCACCUGGGAUGCCGUCGCAUUCGGGAGAGGGAUAUUGUAUUUGAAUCGCACAUGUCUGGAUUUGUUUACAAAGUCAAUGUUAAUGGCCACACACUCAUUAAGAAGGAAAUCCCAAGCCCUGACACUAUAGACGAGUUUCUUUAUGAGAUCAACGCCCUCAACGCAUUGCGAUUUUCACGCAAUGUCAUUCACUUCUACGGUGUUGUGGUGGACGAUGAUGAUCAACACGUGAAGGGACUCCUUAUCAACUAUGCAGACCAAGGAGCUCUGAUCGAUGUUAUAUACGAGCACUGCAAAGAUGGUGAUUAUGGUCUGCCGUGGACGACAAGAGAGAGAUGGGCGCGACAAAUCGUGGAAGGGCUAUCUGACAUCCAUGAAUCCGGAUUUGUGCAGGGCGACUUUACCUUGUCAAACAUCGUUAUAGAUGGAUAUGGCGACGCCAAAAUCAUCGACAUCAACCGACGAGGAUGCCCAGUAGGAUGGGAGCCUCCGGAAGCGACACCGCUCAUCGAGAGCAACCAGCGCAUUACGAUGUACAUUGGCGUCAAAUCAGAUCUGUACCAGUUAGGCAUGGUUCUAUGGGCAUUGGCAGCGCAAGAAGACGAACCGGAAGCCCAGGGACGACCCUUGAUACUCGGCCCCGAAGUGAACAUUCCAGAUUGGUAUCGACAGAUGGCCGAAGUCUGUUUGAGCGAUGACCCGCGCAUGCGGCUUCAAGCAGCUGCGUUACUGGAAAUGUUUCCUCAGCCAGGGGAAAGCGAAGGUCGUGGCCAACUCAAUCCACCAGAAUCAAUGGUAGACGAAGGCUACACUUUACAACAGUACCUGGGCGAUGGAUAUCACCCAAACAACCUCCCGCACAUCACGACGAAUGAGCCAUCCAACGACUGGUCAUAUGUGAACCAGCCACGUCCAGACACAAGUCCUGUUAGGUACGAACCGUAUCGCUACACACGCGGUCGCUCUCCGCCAAGCCCCCUGCCAAGUAAUUGCGACGAUUACAAUUCUCCUCGGGGGUCAUACGAUGUUGCUGCAUGGGCAGCGAAUCAAAACAUACCCUCGUCAUACAGUGAUGUAGGACCCGAUGGAACACCGGUUGAUGAGACGCCUAUUGCGAACAGGACGGGACUCAUUGAUUCCGAUGCGUUAACAGCACCUGACUCAACCACGGGAAAAAGAGAGACGCCAGCCACUUCGACGACAACACCAAGUCCGACACGAUGCGCGGAUAGUCUUCAUGGCAAAACCCUCUCAACUACCGACAAGGCGCCCCUGGCUCAGGGACAGGAACAAAGCAUGGAAAGCGGCAAAAGGAACGUAGAAGCCCCGCAUCGAGAGUUGGUCGCCAGUGUGACAAAGCCAGGAAACAUCAGCCCAGGUGACAGCGAUACUGUGGUCAGGGAUCAUCAGCAAGAGAGGAGGAAGGAUGAAAUGGUAAAAGAUGAUGUAAAAACACAUACAAAUGUUGUUCCACCAGAAAAAAGAACCGGACUUGUUGAAGGGAAAGAAGUCAAAGUGGCGCGAGCCUCAGACCGGAAUCCCCAAGAGAGCUUGGAGGAUUUGCCCAAGAACGACGACAGAGCGAAGAAGACCCAACUACCCCAAGACGGGAACAACACAGAAAAGCACCAGACGACGUCUGUAGGCGAGAAAAACGUCGCAGACAAAAAAGCAGAGGCAACGGCGGAACAAACCGCAGCAAAAAGGCAAGGGUCCACAGCACCUGGUGCCUACCAAACUACACCUGGCUGUACCAAGAAGAAAGAGCUGGAUGCUGUAAAAGCAGACAGAGCUCCGGAAAGACUGGCGACUAACGACCACGUCAAGGGCUUUGAAUUCUCAAAAACAACUGAGGACCCAUACCCGUUGGUCAAUGGUAAGCCGAGUCAAAAGAAGCAUACAAAUUACGACAAAUCCACGGGAGUGAGACCUUCACGCGGACUAUAA